AUGGCCACUGGACCCCGAACCUACCGUUACCAGUUCGCUUUAUGUACUGGUAACGACGACAGCGAAUACUACGACCAAACUACUGCAUUGUCACAAGCUUUGAUCAACCGGAGCUUCCGUCACCUUUUUGAGAAUACUGAAGGAGUUGCCGGAAUUGAUCACUUCGAUGAUGCUGCCGGCGACAGAAUCUUUGGCGUGCUUGAUGCGCCGACACUUAUGUUGAUUGGUCACACGGUUGAUGAGAGCCUGGCCUACUACCAGCUUCGAAUCAAGGAAGCCAAUGUUGUUUUUCGAAAUGGCCAGACACGGACCCUUUCCCAAUGGGCUCUGACCGUCAAGGUCAACUUGAGCGAAGUCUCUUUGGAGAUCCAACCAUCAGAAGAUGAAGAAACACGCAAGAACAAGGAGUAUUGGAAACAGGAUAUCGCGAGAAGAUAUCCUGGCCUUGAAGUUGGCGACUAUCGUGCUCAGCGCAUCUUUGCCAACUUUUCGGCUGCUCAAUGGAAGAAACCAAUAGAAGAACGAAGUACGUGCUUUGACCAAAAGGCAAAGAAGACCAUAGCACUCCAAGAAUGGAAAGAUCAAGCUGAGAACUCCGGUUACUUUUAUCGCAUUAUGGAUCUCAUCGAUGGAUGGGCUAAAACACAGGCUCAUGAAGGCUUAUCAACCUUGGGUAUCAAGUUUUCUUUAUAUCAGGACCCCGAUGAAAUUAAGCGACCAACCUUCAAACCGAUGUUACAGCACAUUCAGGUCUAUCCAUACAAAAGCCAAAAGUGCCCUAAUGGAACAACGGCCAUCAGAGAUCCAUCGAAAAUAACUCAGGAAGCGCCUUUCGGAGAUCUUGUUCAUGGAGACUUCAACUGCUUGAUGUUCUGUGAAAAUGUGGAUACAAGCUGGAACGUGCCUGGUAAGUCCACCAAUUCCAUCUUUCGCUCCCUUCCCCAGAAGAAGCAUAUGAGUCACUCCUAUAACAUGGCCUGUCCCGUCUCAGAUGAUGAUCCGAAACUCCCAGAUUUGCUCGGUACCUUUGCCAUGGACUAUAGAGUCGUCAUGCACCGCUAUCUUCUUCCUGCGCUCGAGGAUCUCUGCCUUGCUACAGUGGUCAAGAUAGAGGAGCCAGAACGUACGAUUGCGGUGCCGGAUAUAGCAUUCAACCCCCGCUAUACUAUCGGCUGUCCACGUACCGAGAGAGAGCUGAAUAGCUCGCCUGAUACCGAUAUCAAAUUCACGAAGCUGUCAGAUCGUCAUUAUCAAUGGAUAGUGAGAGAUAGCAAAGGAGAGACAGGGCAUCGCUUCACAGAUGGCCCUUACAGCUAUCACCGCGACAGGUAUAAUUCUUAUCAAAUUGAUACUGAAUCUAAAGUCGAAGUUGAGUGGGCGACUGGACAGUCCGCUAUGGUUAUCUCCGCGUCCGUCUCCUAUAAUUAUAAUUGCGCCUUUGCCAAUAAUAAGGAAAUGACGGAUCAAGUGGAUAGUGUCAAGUACAAUGUCAUUGCUAAGUCAUUUUUCAGUCUUGGACUCCAGCCUGUCGACCUUGAUUACCUUGUCAUCCUCCCCCAAAUCAAGGGCCUCAGCAGAGAAGAUGCUCAAAAUAUCAAAUAUGGCGCUAAUAAGAGUCCCUCUGACCUCCCCGCUGUCUCCGAUGGUGACUUGAAAAUCACAUCUUUCCCCGUCUGCAUAACAGCAACAGGGAAAGGGCGCGAUGAUAGCGAGUUUAGGCUGAAGACGGAUCUCGAAAAGUCACUAAGGAUAGGGAUUGAAAGGUUCACUAGCAGAGUCGACGAACAUUUCAGGUGGGGAAGAGGAAAGUUGAUAUUCCCCGGGCACGGGAAUCUACUGCUCAUGAACCCCAAAUUCACAAAGUUCGGCGGCAUUGUUGCUGACGUCGGUCUGCGGCGAAAUGAACCCAAUGGGACAAUGUCGUUUCCUAAACCCGGGCCAAGUCCUCCCUCUGGGGACAAAGGACCAGGUCCACAAAAGCCUUCCCCAGAUGUCCCUAAGCGAAAAGAGGAAAAUGACCUCAAACUCAGUUGGGAUCAUCAAGUCUCUUACAACCCACAAUCAAAGAUCGGCCGACUAUCAUUACGAGCUCUUAACAGCAAGAAGGAAGAUUUGAGCUUUCACUUCAUUCGCAUCAGCCUUUUAACAUCGACGUCAACCCAUACCCGCCCGUUUGAUGACACAGAAUGGAGCAAAGCACCGGAUGCCAAAGCCUUGGACGUACUCUUCUCACAUGGCAAGUACACAUAUGUGGACUCUGAUUCCAAGGAUCCUCCGUUGGAAGUGGAAUUACAAGGCAAUGUCUAUCAACUUAACAAGAGCAAAGGAUGGUCUACAAACGUUCCUGCACUGGAGGUCAAGUUAAACAGAGACAGAAAUGCUAGAGAGAUGCAGGCUUCUAUCCAAGGUCUCAAAGGCACUGACUUUAAAGUUCCAAAAGGUCAAGAGUUUACAUUAGAGCUACAAGGUGAAAUCCAGGAAUUAGGGAGAUACAUGAUCAAAAUUUCUGAGUCAUGGAAAAAGGUUCCAGGAUUGAAAUUUGGAGGGGAAGGGAUGGCCAUAAGUCAUAAGGAUAUUGACAUUCAGCCCUAA
Messenger RNA from Fusarium tjaetaba, 2592 nucleotides. RefSeq lists its product as uncharacterized. The record is from RefSeq and is a predicted model, not a curated record. The transcript is spliced from 7 exons. Lineage: Eukaryota; Fungi; Ascomycota; Sordariomycetes; Hypocreales; Nectriaceae. The coding region runs from base 1 to 2592 and encodes 863 amino acids.